UCUCCAUCCUCUGUCCCCUCUCUUCAUCCUCUGUACCCUCUCUGUGUCCCCGCUCUCCAUCCUCUGUCCCCUGUCUCUAUCCCCUCUCUCCAUCCUCUGUCCCCUCUCUCCGUCCUCUGUACCCUCUCUCUGUCCCUGCUCUCCAUCCUCUGUCCCGUCUCUAUCCCCUCUCCCCAUCCUCUGUCCAUCCUCUGUCCUCUGUGUCUGUCCCCUCUCUCUGUCCCCUCUCCCCAUCCUCUGUCCCCUCUCUCCGUCCUCUGUACCCUCUCUCUGUCCCUGCUCUCCAUCCUCUGUCCCGUCUCUAUCCCCUCUCCCCAUCCUCUGUCCCCUCUGUCCAUCCUCUGUCCUCUGUGUCUGUCCCCUCUCUCUGUCCCCUCUCCCCAUCCUCUGUCCUCACCCCAUCCUCUGUCCCCUGUCUCUGUCCAUCCUCUGUCCCCUCUCUCCAUCCUCUGUCCCCUGGGUCUGUCCCCUGUCUCUGUCCCCUCUCCCCAUCCUCUGUCCCCUCUCUCCAUCCUCUGUCUCUGUCCAUCCUCUGUCCCCUGUGUCUGUCCCCUCUGUCCAUCCUCUUCCCUGGCUGUCACCACCUCCGGUCUCCCCUCACCAUCCUCUCCUCCGGCCCCAUAUCGCUGCUGCUGCGGCCGGUGUGCGGGCCUCUCCUCCCCGGUUCUCCCGCCGGUAUCCGGUAGGGGGCAGCUCUCCUCGCUCCUCCCCCGUCACACAGUCACUGUUCCCGGAGCCGCUGCUGCCUGGAUUUGCCGGUCUCCUCCCUCGUUCCUGCAGGCCCCAGCGGCCCAGACUACUCCACAGGUACCCUGUGAAUAAUGCGGUGACUCUGCGCCGGGGCACAGCCACGAAUCACUGUCCUGCUAGGUCAGACAUCGACACGUCACAAACCCUGAGGCCUCCUGUUUUCCUUUUACGCAGCAUGUCCGAGGGCUGGCCUCCCGCACAGGCCCCACCACCCUCAUUGCAGCCUUCCCAGCAGCAGGCACCCCAGCAUCCAAUCGCCCUUGGGGAGCACCCAAACCCAGGCUCUGCUGAGAACCCGCUGGGCUGUGCCGUCUACGGAAUUCUGCUGCAACCGGAUCUUGGCGUCCAGCAUCCUCCCUUACCGCCUGGCGAGCCUCUACACAAAUGUGGCUUGUGCGGUCAUGACCUCUCCCAUCUGGCCAACCUGCAGGACCACCAGUGCCUGCCCUCGGUGAAUCAUGACCGCUCCUUCCAAUGCACCCAGUGUCUGAAGAUCUUUCACCAGGCGACGGAGCUGCUGGAACACCAGUGUGCCCAAGUGGAACAAAAACCUUUUGUUUGUGGUGUCUGUAAAAUGGGUUUCUCUCUGCUGACGUCACUCGCCCAGCACCACAGUGCCCACAACGAGAGUUCCCUAAAAUGCUCCAUCUGUGAGAAGACGUAUAAAUCUCCCGAUGCAGACAGGGCGUGUCUGCCCACUGCGCCGCCUCCCCUACCCGCCCCUGCCCAGUCAGCGCACGAUUCGCAGGACAGGCCCUUCAGCUGCACCUUGUGCCACAAACCAUUCAAGCACCUGUCUGAAUUGUCUCGCCACGAGCGCAUUCACACCGGGGAGAAACCGUAUAAGUGCACGCUGUGCGACAAGAGUUUCAGCCAGUCCUCGCACCUGGUACAUCACAAGCGCACACACAGCUCCGAGCGCCCGUACAAGUGUACCGUGUGCGAGAAGAGCUUUAAGCAUCGUUCCCACCUCCUGCGGCACAUGUAUGCCCACGCUGGCGAGCAGCUCUUCCAGUGCCAGACAUGCCAGCUGCGAUUUAAGGAAUCCUCGCAGUUACUGCAGCACCCGUGCACGCCGGCGGGAGAGCGACCCUUCCGCUGCAGCGCCUGCCAGAAGACUUUCCGCCGCCCGUCCGAUCUCAGGCAGCACGAGCGGACGCACAGCGAGGAGCGCCCCUUCCACUGUGACCUGUGUCAGAUGAGCUUCAAGCAGCAGUACGCACUCAUGAGACACCGACGCACACACAAAGCCGAGGACCCCAACAACUGCACUCUGUGCGAGAAGGGUUUGGUGUACAAUCCACAUGGGGCGGAGAGCAUCUUCAAAUGCAAUGCUUGUCAGCGGGGCUUCAACCAGUCCCAGGAGUUGUUGCGGCACAAGUGCGGGCAGAGCAGUGCAGAGCGACCGUUCCAGUGCAGCGUAUGUCACAAGACGUACAAGCGCUCCUCUGCCCUCCAGAAACACCAGGCCGCGCAUUGUUCUGAGAAGCCGUUACGAUGUACGGCGUGCGAGCGGCGCUUCUUCUCCUCCUCGGAAUUUGUUCAGCAUCGCUGUGACCCGGCCAGGGACAAACCCCUCAAGUGCCCGGACUGUGAGAAACGUUUUAAAUAUGCAUCGGACCUACAGAGACACCGACGUGUACACACGGGCGAGAAGCCCUACAAGUGCCUGUCAUGUGACAAAAGUUUUAAGCAGCGGGAACACCUGAACAAACACCAAAGUGUCCACAACAGAGAGCAGCAGUACAAGUGCUUGUGGUGCGGGGAGAGGUUCCAGGAGCUGGGCCAACUGCAGGAACAUAGUGCCCAGCACACAGCGGAUGGGGCCUUCCAGGUGGCUGCCUGCCUGCCCUGAGUGCACAUGCUUCCAAUACAGGGAAUAAAGCAGUGCAUACAAGGGAAGGUGCCGCAGUGUAAUAGAGCAGGCCUGUCGUCAUGUGCGGUACCCCACUGUAAUGAGCUGGCGGGGAGACUGGGGCAGAGCUAAUCCUUGUACUGAUUCUCCAUAUUAGGUGAUAAUGGGGACUGUCCUACUCCGAGCUCCCUCUGAUGUUUCAUCCAACGGUAUAAUUGCCUCCCGUGCAUUAUACCAACACCGUGACCUGACAUGGUAUAUCACAGGGCUUACACUAAGGUUUAUCGUACAAUACAGUCUCCAUUCUCUUGUUGCUAAGAUACAGCACAGUCCCUAUCCUUUGCUGGCUAUUGUACAUUGCAAUCUUCAUUCUCUGCUUGGUAGUAAUCUGGUGCUAGUGUACAAAGCAUCACUAAUUCCUUAAUGGCCAGUAUACUACAAAAUCUGUAAUCUCCCCUGUUUACUUUGCACCCAUUCUCUGGUGGUCACUGGACAAUGCAGCUGCUGUUCUCUGGUGGUCACUGGACAAUGCAGCUGCUGUUCUCUGGUGGUCACUGGACAAUGCAGCUGCUGUUCUCUGGUGGUCACUGGACAAUGCAGCUGCUGUUCUCUGGUGGUCACUGGACAAUGCAGCUGCUGUUCUCUGGUGGUCACUGGAAAAUGCAGCUGCUGUUCUCUGGUGGUCACUGGACAAUGCAGCUGCUGUUCUCUGGUGGUCACUGGACAAUGCAGCUGCUGUUCUCUGGUGGUCACUGGACAGUGCAGCUGCUGUUCUCUGGUGGUCACUGGACAAUGAAGCUGCUGUUCUCUGGUGGUCACUGGACAGUGCAGCUGCUGUUCUCUGGUGGUCACUGGACAAUGCAGCUGCUGUUCUUUGGUGGUCACUGGACAGUGCAGCUGCUGUUCUCUGGUGGUCACUGGACAGUGCAGCUGCUGUUCUCUGGUGGUCACUGGACAGUGCAGCUGCUGUUCUCUGGUGGUCACUGGACAAUGAAGCUGCUGUUCUCUGGUGGCUAGUGGACAAUGAAGCUGCUGUUCUCUGGUGGUCACUGGACAAUGCAACUGUUGUUCUAUGGUGGCUAGUGGACAGGGCAGCUGCUGUUCUAUGUUGGCUAGUGGACAGUGCAGCUGCUAUUCUCUGGUGUCCAGUGCUCAAUACAGCUUCUAUUUUCUAGUGGCUAGUGCACAGUGCAGCUGCUGUUCUCUGGUGGCUAGUGCACAAUGCAGCUGUUGUUCUCUGGUGGCUAGUGCACAAUGCUGCUGCUGUUCUCUGGUGGCUAGUGGACAGUGCAGCUGCUAUUCUCUGGUGGCUAGUGUACAAUGAAGUCCCUGUUCUCUAGUAGCUAGUGCCCAGUUCAGCCUCUGUUCUCCGGUGGCUAGUGGACAAUCAGUCCCUGUUCUCCGUUGACUAGUGCACAGUGCGGAUGCUGUUCUCUGGCUGCUAGUGGACAGUGCAGCUGCUGUUCUCUAGUGGCAAAUGUGCACAUUGCAGCUGCUGUUCUUGUGGCUAGUGGACAGUGUAGCUGCUAUUCUCUCGGCUAGUUCACAAUGCAGCUGCUGUUCCCUGGUGGCUAGUGGACAGCGCAGCGCCAUUCUCUAAUGGCUAGUGGACAGUGCAGAAAACAGCUGCUGCAUUGUGCACUAGCCACCAGAGACCAGCAGCUGUUUUCUGGUUGCUAUUGGACAAUGCAGCUGCUGUUCUCUGGUGGCUAGUGCACAAUGCAGCUGUUCUCUGGUGCCUAGUGGAAGCACAGCUUCUGUUCUCUGGUGGGCAAUGCAGCCGCUGUUCUCUGGUGGCUAGUGGACAGCACAUCUUCUGUUCUCUGGUGGCUGGUGGGCAAUGCAGCUGCUGUUCUCUGGUGGCUAGUGGACAUUGCAGCUGCUGUUCUCUGGUGGCUAGUGGACAUUGCAGCUGCUGUUCUCUGGUGGCUAGUGCACAAUGCAGCUGCUGUUCUCUGGUGGCUAGUGCACAAUGCAGCUUAUGUUCCCUGGUGGCUAGUGUACAGUGCAGCUUCUGUUCUCUGGUGGCAAGUGCACAAUGCAGCUGAUGUUCAGUGGUGGCUAGUGUACAGUGCAGCUUCUGUUCUCUGGUGGCUAGUGGACAAUGCAGCUGCUUAUCUUUUUUGGCUAGUGCACAGAAAUGAGCACAUUCUCUUGUGGCAAAUGUGCAAUCCAGGUUUCAAUCUCCGGUGGCUAGUAUACAAUUCAAAGUCUGUUCUCUGGUGGCUAGUAUAUAGUAUAUACAGUAGUAAAGUAAAAAAACACACACACACACACACACACACACACACACAUAUAUAUAUAUAUAUAUAUCUCCAUCGAGUACAGCUUUUCUUGAAGUCUUAUUGUGUUGCUCCAGAAGAAGUAAAAGCACUUCCCCCA
This is a messenger RNA of Pseudophryne corroboree (corroboree frog), 4987 nucleotides long. It is a transcript of the gene ZNF319, whose product is annotated as zinc finger protein 319. Lineage: Eukaryota; Metazoa; Chordata; Amphibia; Anura; Myobatrachidae. The record is from RefSeq and is a predicted model, not a curated record. Gene Ontology annotation, cellular component: nucleus. Gene Ontology annotation, molecular function: sequence-specific DNA binding; DNA-binding transcription factor activity, RNA polymerase II-specific. Gene Ontology annotation, biological process: regulation of transcription by RNA polymerase II. Bases 926 to 2605 code for a protein of 559 amino acids. The transcript is spliced from 2 exons.